AUGAACGACUCGGACCCCAAAGGCCUCAGGCCUCAGAACUUUGUUGCUGCGGAAGUUAAUGAAAUCACCGACCCUUUUCUAGUUCUCGGUCCCCGGUAUGUUGAUUACGACGUCCUCUCGGAUCUUAAACUUCUUGCUCGGUUCAAACGGCAUGUGACGAAUCUUAACUUGUUGAAAUAUGUAUUCGUUCGAGCCGAUGCUUACGUGACACUUUGUUGGGAGUUCUACACCACAUUCAAACUUGAAGAGAAGUAUACUAUUGUACGAUGCCGAUUGAAUAACAAGCCGGUAGAAAUUACUUUCAAGUUAAUGAAUGAGCUUUUUGGGUUCUCUUUCGAAGGGCCAACUUCCGUAGUAAAAGCACGGCCUGUAACGGCACGUGAGUUAAUCCACGCGGAACUUGCUUCUAAUCGCUACGAUUUCAAACCACAUCACGACCGGAAAUGCGUUAAAGCUUAUAUCGAACGGAUGGAAGUCUACCAAAAGGGCCAAGUUGCUACAAAUGCCGAACAAAUUGACCAUGAAGUACUCAUCUCCUCCGAACACCAACCAGAAGCAACCGAGCACCAAGAGCCGAUCACCGAGAAAUCGACCGAUGUCCUCGAGGGCCAACCAAAUUCUGGAGAGACACCUCAUCCGGAGGAGCCCCUCGGCACUGCCUCAACAACUCCAUGUCCACCACCCCCGACCGGCCCUUCCACGACCACCGAUUAUGGCAAUCAA
This is a messenger RNA of Striga asiatica, 723 nucleotides long. Lineage: Eukaryota; Viridiplantae; Streptophyta; Magnoliopsida; Lamiales; Orobanchaceae. The record is from the annotation of a GenBank genome assembly.